Strongyloides ratti is the source of this 735-nucleotide messenger RNA. RefSeq lists its product as hypothetical. The transcript has 2 exons. The coding region runs from base 1 to 735 and encodes 244 amino acids. Lineage: Eukaryota; Metazoa; Nematoda; Chromadorea; Rhabditida; Strongyloididae. The record is from RefSeq and is a predicted model, not a curated record.
AUGGUUAAAUUAUUUUUAUUUUCACUUAUUUUAUGCAUAUUUAAAAUUAUAUCAUCUGAUGUCUUUGAUCAAUUAACAAGAGAAGGCAAAAGUUUGUUUGACAGUUCUAUAAUAAAAGGAGAAUUUACAAGACAAUGUAUGUGCCAAGAGCAACGUGAAUGUUAUACUAUUAUGAAAAAACAAGCUCGUGAAUGUAUUGAUGAAUGUUGGAAUGGUUUUAUAAAAAUAACAAAAAGACCUGAUGAUUUAAAAAAAUGUUUCAGUUCAAAAGAUAAUAUGUUAGAUGGAUUACUUGAUUGUUUUGAACAUAAUAUUAAAAGUUGUUCAUUAAAAUUAAAUACAACAUUAAUACCUAAAUAUAAUAUAACAGAAAUUUUCCGUUUAGGUGUAUUAAAAGUUGAAAAAUCUAAAACAGAAUUAAGUAAUACUGUUAAUUUAAUGGCUCCAAUACAACAUAUUAUUGAUACAGCUGGUGAAGUUGCAUUAUGUGCAAAAAAUUGUUUUAUUAGAAAAAAUACUCCAAAAUAUUGUUUUGAUGUUAAGGAAUGUCAACCACAUAUUCAGGAACAUCAUGCUAAAAGAACUUUACGUAGAUGUACAAGAGCAAUUAAUUGGAAAGAGGAAGCAGGUUCAGCUUGUGAAUGUUCUGUUAAAGCUGGUUUAAAUGAUUUAGAACAAUAUUGUCCUAUGUUUAAAUUAAUGGCUUCAAAAGCUAUAAGACGAUCAAAAAACUAA